This is a messenger RNA of Alternaria atra, 354 nucleotides long. RefSeq lists its product as uncharacterized. Bases 1 to 354 code for a protein of 117 amino acids. The record is from RefSeq and is a predicted model, not a curated record. The transcript has a single exon. NCBI's taxonomy places the organism in Eukaryota, Fungi, Ascomycota, Dothideomycetes, Pleosporales, Pleosporaceae.
AUGAAGCUCGAAUUGUUCUCACCUGGACUAGACGCCCUGUACGAGCGGAUGAUGCAGCAGAUUAGCAAGACGGAUGAUGCCAGGCUAUGCAAGCAGGUGCUAGCUGCGGUCGCACUCGUGUAUCAGCCAAUCACGCUUAAGGAGCUGGUGACCCUUGUCGAACCGCUCGAAGGCAUAGCCGACGAGACAGAGUUACUGGAGAUUAUCGGCCUUUGCGGCUCGUUCCUUACCCUGCGGGAGCAGACUGUGUACUUUGUGCACCAGUCAGCUAAGGACUUUCUCCUAGCCGAGGCUGCUCAGGAAGUUUUCCCAGCUGGACAGGAGACCGUCUAUCAGACUAUCUUCGCUAGAUGA